AUGGAGAGAAAAAUUGCAAAUUUUGGGGAGACCUUCUUAAACGAAAAAAGUUCUAGAUCCCAUCAGAUACUUCGAUUGACAGUUGAAAGCUCUGCUCGCGAGUUCUUAGGAAAGGACAAGUCAACUACACUUGUGGCUAGUGCAAACUUUGUUGAUCUGGCUGGAAGUGAGCGUGCAUCUCAGGCAUUGUCAGCUGGCACAAGACUGAAAGAAGGUUGUCACAUUAAUAGGAGUUUGCUUGCCCUUGGCACUGUCAUUAGAAAACUGAGCAUGGGAAGUAAUGCACACAUACCGUAUAGAGAUUCAAAGCUUACACGCAUACUACAGCCAUCUUUGGGAGGUAAUGCAAGAACUGCAAUUAUUUGUACACUGAGCCCUGCCACUAGCCACAUUGAGCAAUCAAGAAAUACUCUGCUAUUUGGGAGUUGUGCAAAGGAAGUAGUUACAAAUGCUCAGGUUAAUGUGGUCAUGUCUGAUAAAGCACUGGUUAAGCACUUGCAAAAGGAACUUGCUAGAUUGGAGAGCGAGUUGCGGCAUCCAGUUCAGAGUUCCAGUCUCGAAACAUUAUUGAAGGAAAAGGACAACCAAAUCAGAAAGAUGGAGAAAGAAAUAAAAGAACUGAAGUCACAACGUGAUUUGGCUCAAUCCAGGUUGCAGGAUUUGCUGCAAUCUGUCGGUGAUCAUGACCUGAACCGUCAAGUUCAAGGAAAGCAUUCAGUCAGAAGCCCUCCAUCUGUUGGAAUGCCCCCAAGCGUCAGCAGAGAUGAUAGUUCUCAGGUCUCUCAUGAUGAUUCAGAUCUUUACAAGGAAGUGCGAUGUAUUGAAAGCAAUCGGACAGGAGGAAAUGACCAGUUGGACUUAUCAGCUGGUGAAAGUAGUAGCCCACAAGAUUCAAAUAUGAAUUCUGGUUUGCAUGGAAAUGAUUCAAAUGCAUCAGUGAAUUCUAGGCAUUCAAGGCCCUCUGGCGAAGCUCCUAUUACUUUGGAGGAACACUUGGAGAAUAUUAGAAGGCCUUUUGUCAGUCUAGCCAAAGAUCUAGGAUCUUCAACACGUAACUCAUCAAACUUAAGAGUAAUUGGUAGAAGCAGGAGCUGUAGAUCACUGACAGGUUCUACUAUGUUUGACGAUAUGGAGAUGGAUGAUUGCACUCCACUAAAUAGAAGUUUGGUGGAGUUCCCAGGAAGACCUGUGGAAUCUCAUAGAAGAGGAUCUGCACUGCACUAUGAUGCAGAGACCGACACACUUUCAAGGGCAGGAUCCAUGAGUUCUGAGAUCAGCACUUUUAAGGAUGCAAAGACAAAUGGGUCUGUUGCAUGCGAUACAGAAUUCACUGGUAUUGGUGAAUUUGUUGCUGAACUCAAAGAGAUGGCCCAGGUUCAUUAUCAGAAGCAGUUAGGUGACCAGAAUGCAAAUGGAAAGAGCAUCGGAUUGGACCCGAUCGAGGGUGUUUCUCAGUCACCUUCUCGAUGGCCUUUGGAAUUCGAGAAGAAGCAGCAAGAGAUCAUCGAGCUUUGGCAAGCUUGCAGCAUUUCCUUGGUCCACAGGACUUACUUUUUCUUGCUAUUCAAGGGAGAAGCAGCUGACUCGAUCUACAUGGAAGUGGAGCUUCGAAGGCUAUCAUUCCUGAGAGAUACAUACUCAAGGGGGAGCACCCCUAGCAAUGCGAUAGUAGGCAGCCUGAGUACUUCCCCUGUUGCGAGCGCAAAGAAGCUGCAGCGGGAGAGGGAGAUGCUUGCCAGGCAGAUGCAGAAGCGGCUGUCCACGGAGGAGAGGGAGCACACGUACACAAAAUGGGGUGUCUCGCUGGACUCCAAGAGGAGGAAACUGCAGGUCGCUCGCCGCCUCUGGACCGAGACGAAAGACCUGGAGCAUGUCAGGGAGAGCGCGUCCCUGGUCGCCAAGCUGAUCGGGCUCCAGGAGCCAGGCCAAGUUCUCAAGGAGAUGUUCGGGCUCAGCUUCGCGCCGCAGCAGCAGCCGACCCGGCGGCGAUCCUCCAACGGCUGGAGAUACGGGAUCCCUUCGUUCGCCUGAUUUGGAUCGACCACACACGAAACAAGGCUGACACGACGAUGCGACUGACCAAAGGAUCUUUUGUUUUUUCUCCUUUUAUUUUUUCCCCUUUUCGAUCUUGGUGUAUCUGCAUGUUCUGAUUGUCCAUAGGAUUUUAGGAAGCACAAAAUUGAUGGUGGCGUCCGUUUGCGCCCUUUGUGUUGCCGGCCUCGUGCAUGUUUCUGCCCAGCCGCCGCCGGUCUUUGAUUGCUGCUGACAUUAUAUCGCCGCAGAGCCAAUCGGUGUUGUGUUGUAUAACGUGUGCUAGUUUCUCGUAUUUUGCUUGUAGAUCCGCUUGAUAUAACUGUGCUUACUAGAAAUGCCGAAGAGAAUGCCGCAUGUGACUGGAGUGUAUUUUUA
Molecule: messenger RNA, 2409 nt
Organism: Oryza sativa Japonica Group (Japanese rice)
Lineage: Eukaryota; Viridiplantae; Streptophyta; Magnoliopsida; Poales; Poaceae
Product: putative inactive kinesin-like protein KIN-7B
Biological process (GO): microtubule-based movement
Molecular function (GO): microtubule binding; ATP binding; microtubule motor activity
Source: RefSeq, a predicted model, not a curated record